AUGGAGUCUCUGAAAGGAAAAACACGGGGAGAGGACUUGUAUGACCGGGUGUCUGCUGUCAUCGAAAAUAUGAAGCUCCCUUGGAGUAAACUUAUCAACGUCACCACAGAUGGAUCUCCUAAUUUGACAGGGAAAAAUGUCGGCCUGCUGAGGAGAAUACAGAAUAAAGUGACAGAUGAAAUUCCUGACCAGAAUGUUAUUUUCCUUCACUGCAUCAUCCACCAGGAAUCUCUAUGUAAAUCGGUAUUACAGCUGAAUCAUGUUGUGAAUCCUGUCGUAAAACUUGUCAACUUUAUACGUGCAAGGGGACUUCAGCACUGUCAGUUCAUCACGUUCCUGGAGGAAACUGAUGCGGAUCACCAGGACCUACUUUAUCACUCCCGUGUCCGCUGGUUAAGUUUGGACAAAGUGUUUCAACGAGUAUGGGAGCUCAAAGAGGAGAUCGAUGCAUUUUUGGAGUUACUGAGGAAGGCCGGCGAAUUUCCUGAGCUGAGCAACAAGAGCUGGCUUUGUGACUUUGCGUUUGCUGUGGAUAUAUUUUCACACAUGAAUGAACUGAACGUGAAGCUACAGGGGAAGGAUCAGUUUGUGCAUAACAUGUACACAAACGUGAAAGCCUUUAAAUCCAAGCUGGCUUUUUUCUCCAGGCAAAUUUCAAAUAAGUUAUUCACUCAUUUUCCCACACUAGCCACGCUGGAAGAGGCCGGCGCAAAUGUGAAAAAAUACAGCGAGUCACUGGAUGCGCUGCACAGAGAAUUCUGCCGUCACUUUUCUGAUCUUGAAAAAAUUGACGUCACUUCAGUUGGUGGCCUGUCCCCUGUCACAAGAUCCUGA
This is a messenger RNA of Hypanus sabinus (Atlantic stingray), 834 nucleotides long. RefSeq names its product general transcription factor II-I repeat domain-containing protein 2A-like. The coding region runs from base 1 to 834 and encodes 277 amino acids. Lineage: Eukaryota; Metazoa; Chordata; Chondrichthyes; Myliobatiformes; Dasyatidae. The record is from RefSeq and is a predicted model, not a curated record. The transcript has a single exon.